AUGCGGUCUAUUCGCACCCUUUCUGUUGUUGGAUGCCACGCCGAGGGCGAAGUAGGCGACGUCAUUAUCGGCGGAGUUCUCGAUGUCCCCGGCAAAACAAUGUACGACAAAUUAGUCCACUUCCGAGACAAUGACGAUCAAAUCCGCCAGCUCGUUCUCAACGAACCUCGUGGGAGGGCCUCGAUGAACACAAACCUGGUGCUUCCACCCUGCAACCCCCUCGCAGAUGCCGGUUUCCUGAUCAUGGAGAGCGAGGAAUACGCGCCCAUGUCUGGUUCCAACACCAUCUGUACUACAACUGUGUUGUUGGAAUGUGGCAUAAUUCCGAUGAAGGAGCCGAUUACCAGAAUCAACCUUGAUACCGCCGCUGGCCUUGUUGGAGUUACUGCGGAGUGCCAGGGAGGCAAAUGCAAAACUGUUGCCUUUGACAAUGUCGCAUCCUUUGUUGCUGGUCUUGAUAUACCAAUCGAAGUUCCUGGAUUGGGCACGGUGUCUGUUGAUGUAGCCUGGGGCGGCAUGUGGUAUGUCCUCGUGGACGCUGCUUCAAUUGGGCUUAAGGUUGAGAAUCAACAUGGCCCCCAGCUUGUUGAGGUCGGGCAACGGGUUAAGAGGGCGGUGCAGGCCCAGUAUACCCCAGUGCAUCCAGAGAACCCGAGUAUCCGCGGUGUUACUGUGCUGUGUAUCACCGAGCCACUUGAAGAUGGGCCUGGAUAUAAGACCGCCAAAAAUACUGUUGUGGUGUCCCCGGGGCGCUUUGAUAGGAGCCCUUGUGGGACAGGAACGUGUGCCCGACUUGCCGUGCUGCAUGCGAGGAGUCAAAUCAAAGAAGGAGAAAUCUUUCGACACCGCAGCAUCAUCGGCACGGAAUUUGAGGCCCAUAUCCGUGGGACUACGAAGGUUGGAGAAUAUAAUGCGGUUCUCCCGACAGUCAAGGGCAGGGCUUGGAUUACAUCCUACAAGCAGAUCGUGUUGGACCCAGAAGACCCAUAUCCGAAUGGCUUCCGGGUUGGUGAUCAGUGGCAUGUAUCAGUUGACCCAUGA
Molecule: messenger RNA, 1041 nt
Organism: Ilyonectria robusta
Lineage: Eukaryota; Fungi; Ascomycota; Sordariomycetes; Hypocreales; Nectriaceae
Product: proline racemase
Exons: 1
Coding region: 1-1041 (346 amino acids)
Molecular function (GO): 4-hydroxyproline epimerase activity
Source: RefSeq, a predicted model, not a curated record